This is a messenger RNA of Sardina pilchardus (European sardine), 2095 nucleotides long. RefSeq names its product retinol dehydrogenase 8a (gene rdh8a). Gene Ontology annotation, cellular component: cytoplasm; cytosol. Gene Ontology annotation, molecular function: estradiol 17-beta-dehydrogenase [NAD(P)+] activity; all-trans-retinol dehydrogenase (NAD+) activity. The record is from RefSeq and is a predicted model, not a curated record. Lineage: Eukaryota; Metazoa; Chordata; Actinopteri; Clupeiformes; Clupeidae. Gene Ontology annotation, biological process: estrogen biosynthetic process; retinol metabolic process. The transcript has 6 exons. The coding region runs from base 284 to 1237 and encodes 317 amino acids.
AGAGAGAGAGAGAGAGAAACACGUGCGUGCGUAAACAUUAUACUUUAUAAUCCAACAGCCAUUGUUGUCGGAAUAGGCUACCCUGCCAAUAGAGAACGGUACCGUGAAUUGCUUAAGUUUUUGUUGAGGUCGAUAUUCUUUGACAUGUGACUGCAUUACUUGCUCACAUGGCCGCCUUGUUGCAUGAUCCGCUUUAGUUUUAAAAGUCCUAGGACCGGACUUGCUUAGCGACAACAAUCCAGUGCAGGGACCCAUAAGGGCGCACAAUCCAGCCGGACACACCAUGGCGAGCAGUGGGCAGAAAGUGGUGCUGAUCACCGGUUGCUCCUCUGGAAUUGGGUUACAAAUUGCCGUCCUACUGGCCAAAGAUGAGAAGAAGCGUUACCAUGUCAUUGCCACCAUGCGCGACCUCAAGAAGAAGGACAAGCUGGUGGAGGCCGCGGGGGACGCCUACGGCAAGACGCUGACCCUACAGCCUCUGGACGUCUGCAGCGACGAGUCCGUCAAGCAGUGCAUCAACAGCGUGAAGGACCGCCACAUCGACAUUCUCAUCAACAAUGCAGGAAUCGGGCUGCUGGGUCCAAUCGAGAGCAUCAGCAUGGAGGAGAUGAAGAAGGUGUUUGAGACCAACUUCUUUGGCGUGGUGCGCAUGAUCAAAGAGGUGAUGCCUGACAUGAAGAAGCGACGGUCCGGCCACAUCGUCGUCAUGAGCAGCGUCAUGGGCCUGCAAGGUGUGGUGUUUAACGACGUCUACACAGCCUCCAAGUUCGCCAUGGAGGGCUUCUGUGAGAGCUUAGCUGUGCAGUUGCUCAAGUUUAAUGUGAAUAUGUCGCUGAUCGAGCCGGGGCCGGUGCACACCGAGUUCGAGACCAAGAUGAUGGAGGACGUGGCGAAGAUGGAUUACCCCGGGGCGGAUGCGGACACCGUGCGCUACUUUAAGGACGUCUACAUGCCGUCCUCCAUGGACAUAUUCGAGGCCAUGGGCCAGACUCCAGAAGACAUUGCCAAAUGUACCAAGAAGGUGAUCGAGGCCUCUCGCCCCCGCUUCAGGAACUUGACCAACAGUCUGUACACGCCCAUCGUGGCCCUGAAAUACGCCGACGAGACGGGCGGCCUGUCAGUGAACACCUUCUACAACCUCCUGUUCAACUUCGGCCCGCUCAUGCACAUCACCAUGACUAUUCUCAAGUGCCUGACGUGCAGUUGCCUGCGCAGGCGCACCAUCUCCCCAAACUGACAGGGGGCAGUAUUCAGUCGUCUUGGCUCAGGCUCGCUGUGUCGAUCGCACUGUUUCGUGGCUGUAUAUGCGAGUUCAGUUUAGCGGGUUAAAAGAAGCAUUACAGUAGAGCACACCCAGUCAGAUGCAUACAAAACUGCAUUUCGUGCUAAAUGGUAGUAAAAUGCUGGGCAGUCCAAAAUCCACCCUCUCUUCUACAGUUACGUCCUGGAAGUUUGAAAUCCAUCCUCUCGUGUAAACACAUCACUGGGUGCCUCUCAACUUCUCUCCUCGAUCCUCGAUGCUCGAUCCUCCAGGCUCGUUCCCACUGAUCUAUAACUAACACUGGAUAGACUAUCCCAUUGUUGGCGCGAUCAGUGAGGACGACGACCGAGGAAGGAAGGGAGGAUGUUUAUAAGACUAAAUGAGAGGCACCCACUGUAACCGUGUAUAUAGGAGGGGGUUAUUCGGAAAACGUGGGACUUUCCAGCAAUCAUCAGCGCAGACAUCCACUAAUCAAGACCAAACCACUCAAAUGGCGUAUGGGUAACACAACGGUAUAAGCUGUACGACAGACAUGACAUAAUCAGUUACACAACCUAACACCACACAGCAUUGUACACUUCAGACACAUUGUAGGUACAGGUAUCAGUGACACCUUCCGUGACACCCAAACAAUCAGCUAGUUGCUCUGACCGGUCAGUGCAAGUUCACGGUUACUUGUGUACUUAUAUGGUGUAUGCCUGCUGUUAAAUCGUUUCUUCUGUCUUUAUUUUGUAAGCUGUUUUUAAUUUUCUUUUGUGAAGAAGUAGUUCAAAUGUGAUAUUUUUGACAGGCAUCAUUUUGAAAUAAAAUAACAUUUCGAUUUGAUGGAUUCAC